This is a messenger RNA of Glarea lozoyensis ATCC 20868, 1920 nucleotides long. RefSeq lists its product as uncharacterized. Lineage: Eukaryota; Fungi; Ascomycota; Leotiomycetes; Helotiales; Helotiaceae. Bases 1 to 1920 code for a protein of 639 amino acids. The record is from RefSeq and is a predicted model, not a curated record. The transcript has 3 exons.
AUGGACCCCGUCACGAUCCUGGGGGCCGUGGGAUCCGUUGUUGGAAUUGCGGCUUUUGGGCUGCAAUUGCUCACGUUCCUCGACACAUUCGUGUCGACCUAUGCCGAUCAAGGCGUUGAUCUUGAGAGAAUCUUAGAGAGUGUUGCAGAAACUAGAAAAGCUCUCGAGUCUGUUCAGGAUCUUCUCCUGGAAGAGAGAGCUAAUCUUGCCACAUACAAGAAGUACAUGAUCUUCUCAGAAGAAGCUUUGAGGAAGGUCGAAAUCACCGCCCAUCGCCGCCAAAACCUCGAGGACAUAUUGAGGGAUCCUUAUCUGCGCAAGGAAAUUGCUGGAAUGGCCAAACAGCUGAAUUUGACAAUGGUAAAACCUUCACCGCCAGAUCACUUGGCCCUACCCCCAGAUCCACCAAAUCUACGAAAGGAAACAAUUGUGGGUUCACGGUCCAAGACUAGUAAGUCCAAUAAGUCGAAUGCUUCUCGUUCCGCGGCAGGAAAGUCACCAUCCAGCAGUCGUCGAAGAAAAGAUACCAAAGACUCCUCUAGUCACCGAAGGAGACGUCUUCAAAGUCAAGAUUCCCUGUUAGCAGGAAAUCCAAGCAUUUCAAGAGGGCGGACGCCUGAGCCGAAUCAAAUAUUUUCUGGCUUUUCUGAUCGACAAGAUUACCAUCCUAAAUCUCGACACAAGAAAACAAGGCCCCUGGCAACAAAGGAAAGCGAUAUGUCAUCAGAAGACUUAGAGCACCCCCCUAAGUUUGUGGAACAAGUGAAAGCAGCGCAAGAAAUGAUUGCCAGAACUAAGUCGGAAGGUAAGAGAGCCGCGAAGGCUUCGAAAUUUACCGUUAUAGGCAAUCCCGAGACCAUACUACCAAAGGGUGAGACAAGUCGCACAACACACGUCUUUCCUGAUAUACCGAUGAGUCAAUCACCUCCUCCAUGGUUGGAAAAGGACACUCAAUCAGUCGCACCGGAAAGCAAAAGCCAGCACUAUGGCCCAAUCGUCACAUCAACGAAGGAGAACGCUGACAGUGUUCCUACUCCCUCGCGACCUUCUCAUGCUGUGAAAUUUGCGACGACUUAUCAGAGACCGUCCGUCACCGAGCCACUUGAAUCUUCCACGAAAGAAAAUCAGGAAUCGGCACCAAACCAUAAAGCACAUGAUCUAGAUAGGAAGUUUGAUGGAGAGGCUGAGGAACCGUUUGACUGCCAUACUCCAGUAGCGGUAGAACCUGUCAAAACUUUUCAAGACCCAAGCCUCGAAGCAAGAACCAUGGUUCUUCCUGACACGCCACUUGCACGAAUUCUACCCCACCACGAACAAGACAUUGACUCUUCAAGCUUACCAAUACCAACGAUUACAAGAGAGCCACCGGAAAAGCUCGGCCACUCGAGCAUCAACACUUUGACUCCUUCUCUAGUUCAAUAUGUUCCUACCAAGCCUUCUGGUAUAUACUUAACCAGGCCUCUCAAACCACCGACCGCGAGCAUUUUCAACACCUCGGCCGGAUUGAACAUAGAGAAAGAACUACUUACAUUCGCAGAUAUCAACGGGAGAACGCUUGAGUCCAAAGACAUAGAAAUUCCCAUAGUCUUACCUCCAAUAGCCCUAGACCGAGCUCAGGUGCCCUUGCGAAAAGGAGAACCCCCGGUCGACGAGAACAGCCUGACCCUGAUCCCCUCUCAAGAUACGAAAACAAGAGAGAAUUCGGAAGCUGAAGACUCGGACGCCAAUUCAUUUGUCACAGCUUCCGCAUAUUGGACACCGCUGGAAGAUUUGGCGAAGGAGCUCGAUAUCGAUAAACUGGUCGAGAAAGUUGAAGCACUAGCGAUAGAUGCUCAAGAAUACCCCGACGAACUACCCGAACCCGUCUUGAUCGAUCCAAAACCCCAUUCUAUGUCAUCUACUCGGGAGAUUGAUUCAUAG